AUGCCUUCGGCCCCGCUUACAGGAGAGGUUGCAAGGUACAGCAGCCCUCUCUUCAUGUAUCGUCGUAUAUUAAAGAACGCUGCACCAAAGCCUGAGACUGUAUUUACCGCCAAAGACAACAGCAAGACGGCUUUUCACGUUCUGACACAGCGUCCAGGCUUUGGAAACAACCCAUACGCGGUGAGCCGUUGGUACCUCAAGGAGAAGGUGCACAGCAGUAAUAGAAAUCGCCUGGAGGGUCUUUAUGAAUGCGUGCUUUGCGCCUCAUGCACCGGCAGCUGUCCGCAGUACUGGUGGAACCGUGAACAAUUUCUUGGUCCCGCCGUUCUGCUACAAUCGUAUCGCUGGUUGAUUGAGCCUCUUGACCGUGACUACGAUAGCCGCGUCAAGAUGUUUGAGCAUGGCCCAUUGGUAAACUUUUGCCAUAAUAUUUAUAAUUGCAGUAUCACUUGCCCGAAGUUUCUUAAUCCGGCGUAUGCCUCAAAGGAAAUUAAGCGUAUGAGCUCACCCGUGACACCGCGUGUGCCACCUCCUUUGGACGCAACGAUAAUAAAGGAAUAG
Messenger RNA from Trypanosoma cruzi, 561 nucleotides. Its product is annotated as succinate dehydrogenase, putative. The coding region runs from base 1 to 561 and encodes 186 amino acids. The record is from RefSeq and is a predicted model, not a curated record. Gene Ontology annotation, molecular function: iron-sulfur cluster binding. NCBI's taxonomy places the organism in Eukaryota, Euglenozoa, Kinetoplastea, Trypanosomatida, Trypanosomatidae. Gene Ontology annotation, biological process: aerobic respiration; respiratory electron transport chain. The transcript has a single exon.